AUGUAGAUUCCUGGGCACUUAAGAGACUCUAAAUUGGCAAGGCUGGGGUGGGCCCAAAGGUAACAAGUGCCCAGGUAAUUCCGAAGCCUGGUGCCUAAGGACUACUCCUGGAGAGUCAGGGCCUCCUUGUUGUAUGCUGGGUAGCUUCAGGCAUCAGGCUGUUUCUUCCCUAACCUUUCUCAGCAUCUGCUCUGGGCUGACCAGUGUUGGGAGGAGGCCCUAAUGGAGCUCCCUGUCUUGGUAGGAGAGGCAGAUGGAGAAAUUGAGUGUGUGGUCAGUGCUGGAACAGAGGCAGCAUUGGGCAAUGGCGGCAGUGAAUAACUAAGACUCUGGAGGGCUCUCUGGAGGAAGUCAUGUUUAUUCUGGGCCUCAGGAUUUGAUCCUUGUUUGUGUAUUACUUGUUUUUUUUUUUUUUUUUCCCUGUGGGUCAUCCCCACCAGAUGGCAGGCAAGUUCAUAGAAACGAUCAAGUCUCAGAUCUCUGCCCUCAGAGCUGGCACAAGGCCUGGCACAGAGAAGAGGACAAUAUUGGUUAAAUCAGCUGACCUGAGCAAAGAGAAAUGGCUGAUGGAGAGGUCACAGGGCCUCAGGAUUAAAUGCAUUUUCAUGCUCAGCACCCUCACUUCCUCCCUUUGUGAGAUCUAACAUGGAGUUAAUGGUGGAAAUUCCUCAUCAUGUUGUAAACAUUUGUUACCUCUGUUCCUCUCCUCCUCUCUUCACUAGACUGAGCUGUUCAAAGUCUGUACUAGGAAUGAGGCACAAAGCAGACUCUCAAAACGUUUGUUGAAUACAGGAGUGAAUGAAUGAGUUCAAGGAGAAGCUGUGCAUUGGCUAUUGAAGAUUCCAGCUAAAAGGGGGCUUAUAGGAAAGCCCCAAGCUGUGUUGAGCCAGAUGUCCCUCCCCAUUUUCUAGCAGCCCCCUUCUGCUCAAGCUGACAAGGACAAGGCAGGUGCAGGAUUUGAAAGUAAAUAUAUAGGUGGGGCAAGUUGAGGAUGGGAGCAGCAGCUGGGACUUUGGAGAUGGGCUUGAGAAGCUAGAAACGCGGAACAGCAGCACCUAGUUAUCUAGACCGAGCUUGUUGGGGCUACAGGUGGAGGAAUCUGGGGGUCACGUGAGGUCUGCGUAUGGUGAGAAGUGCAGAACGGACCCUCUGUCCUAAAGGUCUCCACACACAGGGAUCAGCAGGAUGCGAUGAGUCGGGGCGGGAACCUGGCCACCACGCCUGGGGUAGGGACAGUCCCCGCUGGGGGCGGGGAGUGCGAAACCUCCUGGCACCGCCCCGACAAAGCCUGCGCGCGCCCGGUUCCGCGAUUGGCCGCGCCUCCUCGCGCCGACGCCCCGUCCCGCCCACCGCCGCCGGUCCGGUGCGCUGCAGCCAACGGGUGCUGUCGCCGUCGCCCACGUCACAGUCCAGACAGCCAAUGAUGGGAGCGCUCCGCGGCUCGUGGCUCUUUCGCGGCAAAAAGGAUUUGGCGCGUAAAAGUGGCCGGGACUUUGCAGGCAGCGGCGGCCGGGGGCGGAGCGGGAUCGAGCCCUCGCCGCGGCCUGCAGCCAUGGGCCCGCGCCGCCGCCGCCGCCUGCCACCCGGGCCGCGCGGGCCGUGAGCGCCAUGGCCGUGGCCGGGGCCCCCGCAGGCGGCCCAUGCGCGCCGGCGCUGGAGGCCCUGCUCGGGGCCGGCGCGCUGCGGCUGCUCGACUCCUCGCAGAUCGUCAUCAUCUCCACGGCGCAGGACGCCAGCGCCCCGCCGGCCCCCGCCGGUCCCGCCGCGCCCGCUGCCGGCCCCCGCGACCCCGACCUGCUGCUCUUCGCCACGCCGCAGGCGCCCCGGCCCACACCCAGCGCGCCGCGCCCUGCACUCGGCCGCCCGCCGGUAAAACGGAGGUUGGACCUGGAAACUGACCAUCAGUACCUGGCCGAGAGCAGCGGGCCAGCCCGGGGCAGAGGCCGCCACCCAGGAAAAGGUGUGAAAUCCCCAGGGGAGAAGUCACGCUAUGAGACAUCGCUGAAUCUGACCACCAAACGCUUCCUGGAGCUGCUGAGCCGCUCAGCUGAUGGUGUUGUUGAUCUGAACUGGGCGGCUGAGGUGCUGAAGGUGCAGAAACGGCGCAUCUAUGACAUCACCAAUGUCCUCGAGGGCAUCCAGCUCAUUGCCAAGAAGUCCAAGAAUCACAUCCAGUGGCUAGGCAGCCAUGCAGCAGUGGGGAUCAGUGGGCGGCUUGAAGGACUGACCCAGGACCUCCGGCAACUGCAGGAGAGUGAGCGGCAGCUGGACCACCUCAUCCAUAUCUGUACUGCCCAGCUGCGGCUGCUUUCUGAGGACUCUGACAGCCAGCGCCUGGCCUACGUGACCUGCCAGGACCUUCGUAGCAUCGCAGACCCUGCAGAGCAGAUGGUUAUGGUGAUUAAGGCUCCUCCAGAGACCCAGCUCCAAGCCAUAGACUCCUCAGAGACCUUUCAGAUCUCCCUUAAGAGCAAACAAGGCCCCAUUGACGUUUUCCUGUGCCCUGAGGAGAGUGCAGGCGGGAUCAGCCCUGGGAAGACCUCAUCCCAGGGGACAGCUUCUGGGGAGGAGGACAGGGCAGUUGACCCUGCUACCACAGUGCCACCACCGUCAUCUCCCUCCUCAUCCCCUGCUGCGGAUCCCAGCCAGUCCCUGCUCAGCCUGGAGCAAGAACCUCUGCUUUCCCGGAUGGGUGGCCUGCGGGCCCCUGUGGACGAGGACCGCCUGUCCCCGCUGGUGGCGGCCGACUCGCUCCUGGAGCAUGUGCGGGAGGACUUCUCCGGCCUCCUCCCUGAGGAGUUCAUCAGCCUGUCCCCUCCCCACGAGGCCCUCGACUACCACUUUGGCCUUGAGGAGGGUGAGGGCAUCAAAGACCUCUUCGACUGUGACUUUGGGGACCUUACCCCCUUGGAUUUCUGACGGGGCUUCGGGGGACCAGGGCCUCCUGAGAUCCCACCCUGUCUCUGCAGCCCUGGAGCCCCCUGCCCCUGGCCGUCCCCCCAGCCCGAUUGGAAAUGUUUAAUUUAUACCCUAUCUCCCCUAUCUCUGGAAGCUUCUAGCUCUGGAGUCUGGCUAUGGCCAGGAGGCUGAGCAAGCCAGGAAGGGAAGGAUUCUGUUUGUGGUGUGUAUGUGCAUGCACCCAGCACCCAACAUGUGUGUACACGGGGUGAGUGGUGUGUGAGCAUGUGUGUGUGCAUGUACCGGGGAAUGAAGGUGAACACAUCUGUGCGUGCACUGAAAACACGCCCCAGUGUGUCCACGUGUGUGUGCAUGAGUCCAUGUGUGCGCGUGGUGGGGGCUCUAACUGCACUUUUGGUCUCCUUGCUCCAGGGGCCCCACGAGGCCCAGGGUGGCCACCUGCCCCCAGAAUCCUGCGUGCUGACCAGGCCAGGUGGAGAGGCCUUGGCCUGCUUGUUUGCAGGACAGCGAGAGCACUUCUGUCGUCUUAAAAGGUUUUUCUGAUCGAAGCUUUAAUGGAGCGUUAUUUAUUUAUCAAGGCCUCUUUGGCAAGCCUGGGGCACCAGCUAAGGGUAGGAAGGAUGUGGGACUGAUGCCCCAACUCCCUAUACGCCUGAGCGAGGGCGGGGGUCCCUAAGCUGUAAUUUGCCCCACUCCGAAGGAGCUGAGGCCUGAGCGGUUUAUUUAUUGGGAUAUUGAGGGAGGGAGACAGACUGACUGACUGACAGCCAUGGGUGGAUUGAGGGGGUGGUCCCUUCCCAGGGGGUCACUGCAGGACCCCAUCUGCCCCCCAGGAUGGAUGUGAGAUGGGAGAGGUGAGUGGGGGACCUUCACUGACAGGGUGGGCAGGAGGGGUGGGUGAAGGGCUGCUCCUAGCCCAGACCACAGGGGCCCCUCCUGUGGCAUUUGAAGUGCCCCCUCUACCCCACUUCUUGCUCUGCCCCACCCUCCAAUCUGCACUUUGAUUUGCCUUCCUAACUGCUCUGUUCCCUCUUGCUUUGGUUUUAAUAAAUAUUUUGAUGGUG
Molecule: messenger RNA, 3983 nt
Organism: Acinonyx jubatus (cheetah)
Lineage: Eukaryota; Metazoa; Chordata; Mammalia; Carnivora; Felidae
Gene: E2F1
Product: E2F transcription factor 1
Exons: 7
Coding region: 1609-2919 (436 amino acids)
Biological process (GO): G1/S transition of mitotic cell cycle; regulation of transcription by RNA polymerase II
Cellular component (GO): Rb-E2F complex
Molecular function (GO): RNA polymerase II cis-regulatory region sequence-specific DNA binding; protein dimerization activity; DNA-binding transcription factor activity, RNA polymerase II-specific
Source: RefSeq, a predicted model, not a curated record